AUGGAAAACGCAGUUCUUCAGGCUAAGGCGCCCCUUGCCAACCCCACAGGCAGCGGUGGAAGUGACCUUCCCAGAGAGCCACUCGAGGAUAGACCUAGGCAUCCUGCGAGCGUCGCGUACAGCAGCCUAUCCAGCACGGCUCCAGAUCCAGAGAAAUUCCGCAAAUCUAUGGCUCGUUCACGCAUUACGAAAAUCUCGGAAAUGCCUGCUGGGAGCUAUGAACUGGAGAUCGUACCCCCACCUCGAGCGAUGAUGAACGGCAGCGACUUUGAGUGUCCUUAUUGUUGUCUUGUUCUUCCUACGAGUAAAUUCAAAGACUUGAAAGACUGGCACGAGCAUGUCAAGCACGAUGCCGAGCCGUAUGUCUGCCUUUUCGACAAUUGCGACAGUGGUGAUGUGCUGUACGCAAAUAGCAAGGACUGGAAAGACCACAUGCGUGCACGGCAUUUACUCCGAUGGAGCUGCAAUACAAGAGCCCACGGUGGGAUGUACGAAACAGCGACUGAAUUCGAGUCGCAUUUAAGAACUGAGCAUCCGGGGCAGUAUACAGAAUCGCAGAUGAGGUUGAUCACCAACAACAGUGUCUUCUUCAUUGAGAAGAUCUUCGAUUCCUGUCCCCUUUGCGGCCACACGUCUGGAAACAUAGAGGAGCACGUCAAUCAGCAUCUUCAGCAAGUGGCUUUCAAGUCUCUGCCACUUCCAGAUGGGCCACUCGAGGUUACGAAAGAUGACGGUGACCGUUCUAAAAGCAUUUCUGCAGAUUCAGCAUUAGCAAGCGGGAGUCGAAGUACUGUGAAGAAUUUCAUGCUCAGUUCUCCUGCUGAGGAUGUCGCGGGGCUUGAUGAACAGGUCGAUCCGGAGAUGUUUGUUUCAGACUCCGAAAUUCUGUUCAGCGAGGAGAUCCCCUACCAUGACUGGGCUCCUGUCUUCACAAAGAUCCAGAGAGGUGAUGCUCUCAGAGACCCUCUUGGUGCUCCAACGAUGGAGGAACAGCUUUCUGACCCGAUACUCAAACCCUUCAUAUCUAACGCUUAUGAACUGUAA
Molecule: messenger RNA, 1044 nt
Organism: Cladophialophora immunda
Lineage: Eukaryota; Fungi; Ascomycota; Eurotiomycetes; Chaetothyriales; Herpotrichiellaceae
Exons: 2
Coding region: 1-1044 (347 amino acids)
Source: RefSeq, a predicted model, not a curated record